Molecule: messenger RNA, 3968 nt
Organism: Canis lupus familiaris (dog)
Lineage: Eukaryota; Metazoa; Chordata; Mammalia; Carnivora; Canidae
Gene: TMEM207
Product: transmembrane protein 207
Exons: 5
Coding region: 108-545 (145 amino acids)
Source: RefSeq, a predicted model, not a curated record
CGAGCAGUCUGGUAGGAAGCAUAACUUAGAGGCUAACAAGUUCUAGAGAAAGAAGGAGAUCAACGCAGAGGGCAAACCACUAGCUUCGAGCAGCUUGUUCCUUAAGUAUGUUGGGAUCCAGACCUUUUAGUUUUACUUCGGUGAUCUCAAAAACAGGAACCUCAUGUUUGCCGCUAUUCCAGUUGGUGCUCUCGGACCCACCAUGUGAAGAAAAUGAAAUGUGUGUAAACUAUAAAGAUCAAUACACAAACGGCUGGUAUAUCUGGUUCUUGCUGCUGAUUUUCCUGGUGGCUCUUCUCUGUGGAGUAGUGUUCCUCUGCCUCCACUGCUGGCUGAGGAGACCCCGAAUGGAUUCUCCAAGACGCACUAUGGCUGUUUUUGCUGUUGGAGACUUGGAUCCUGUUUAUGGGACAGAAGUGGCUGUGAAUCCAACUGUUGGAAUUCACCUUCACACUCAAAACCCUGAACUGUACCCUGCUCCAUGUUUUGGUACUGUAGGCCCCCCACCUCCAUAUGAAGAAAUUCUGAAAUCAAGCCAAUUUUAGUUCUGGAUUAUCAACUGGCAACAUUAGAAAUAUUUUUCAAAUUCUAAAACAUCAAAUUUGGGAACAAGUCUUGUUUUAGUGGGAAUUCCCAGAAUCGAUUAAUAUAGUCUGUAAAGGGACAAAUAGACAAAAGGAUGUGAACAUAUAGAAUUUUGGUCAGGGAGAUGUUUUAGUAGUAAAUUACUAGACCUUUAAUGUACCAUUGCUGUGUUAUAUUUUGUGCUACACACCCAAGUCAAUGUUUCUCCGUCAAUAUUCAAAGGGACAGUCAUUAACACAUGGCGAGGUCUCCAGUAAGUUUAGGAUUCCACUCCAGGACUCCAGGUACACAUUGAAGCCUUCUCUGCCUUAUUAUCUCUGUGUUAAUCUGAUAUCCCCCUUGUAUAGAGUUAACAAGAAAUAUCAUAACUUAACAAUGGCUCAAGUGGAGAUUCAGAUGUGUCCAAACCCAGAUUAGAAUAUUUUAAUUAGGGUAAAAAGGCAAGAGUAGAAACCAGGGGUACUGAGAGUUUAAGGGUGAAGGGUGAAUGAAGAGAUUAAAAGUCCCAGUCAAAAAAGUUGCCUGUUUCAGCCUGAGGAGAGAGAAGUGUAGAUAGAAGCUGAAGGAGCUCCCCUAAGCUGUGGGGCUUGUGUAAUAGCAGAGUGUGGAGAAGGAGGCUCCCGUUUUGUAUGGAUAGAUGUGGACUCUUGAGCCCACAGCCUUUCACUCUGGUACCUGGAGACUUGGCAUUUCUUGGAGAACCACAAUAAGAACCUUUGGCAUAGAUGUCAAUGUUCUUAUGGAGAACUCUGACUACAUAAUGAGCUACGAGACAUUUGCAGCAUUUUUGCAGUGGCCAUGAGCAAAGGGGGCAGACAAAGACAUCCAUGGUAGAUGCCCAGUGGUAUUGAGUUGACAGAAAAUUAUUUCUAUCCCUGUAGGAUCAAUACCUUUGCUCAAGUCUCCUUUCCUAUGACUCUUGCCCUUACUUAUUUGUUCUAGGAACACUGUUAUCAGACCUAGCAGGUGUUAACCUUCCUGCAUCUGUCCUUUAGGGUCUAGAACUUGCUAUUUCUUUUGCCUGCAACACUCUUCCCCCAAAUACCAACAGUUUCACCCUUUCACUUCCUUAAAUUAUCUGUCCCAAUGUCAUCUUCUUCAUGAAACCCACCCCGAUUACUCUACUUUAAAUUGCAACCUCUCCCAGCUCCGAAACUCCCACCUCUUUGCCUCAAGUACAUCUUUUCCACAGAACUUAUCACCUACUCUACUACAUAGUUGACUUCUAUUUACAAACUGUGUUCAUCUUCCCUUGCUGGAAUGAAGAUCCAUAGGGGAAGGAUCUUUGUGUUAAUCACUAAUUUAUAUCCAAGAGUCUAAAGGAUUCUGGUGCUUAGUAUAUAUUCAAUCAAAUUUUGUAAACAAUAUUACCUAGCUCUGGAAAGUCCCAAAAAUAACUGGGUGAGAUUUGAUGGGGAUAAGGGUUUAUGACUGUGAAUGUGAAAAAGAGCCAGAGACAGAAGGCUUCGUGCUUCUAAAAUAAUCUUAUUAGUAUCCACUGAUGAAAAAAGCCCAGGGAAACUCAUUUAAUGUACUCUAAUAAUCCCAGGUAGGUAAGCUGGGUUUAGGGUAUACAAACUUCUUUCAAAUGUUUUUCUCAUGACAAUUUUGUGAACUACCUAUUCCUAACUUCAAGUUAUAAAUGGUAAAUUCAACAUAUCUGCUCCUUUCUGAAAUCCACUAAGAUUAUAGUAAAAGAAUAAAAAUGUUUUUAAUUUACAAGAACAAAGAGUGGCAAGAAGAUGACAAAAUCAACAAGAUUUUCGUAAAUGCAUAGAGAGAUAUCUGAGAUGGAUGCAGAUGGAUAUAUCAUAAUUCACUGAGGUUUCAAGUUUCUCCAUUUUGCUAAGUGUCUUCAGGGAUAAAACUGAGAAUAAUCGAGCAAAUUCGUGGUGUAGCAAUAUAGAGAUCCCCAAGGAUUAGAGGUAGGAGAGGCAAAGAGACUCUGGAAAUGAUGAUGAACAUGAUCUACAGGAAGACAGUAACCCGUGGAAGAGCCAGUUCCAGUCAGAACAUGAUAGCAAAUAGCUGUAGGAUGAUAAGAGGGAUUACAUUAAAAAUGUAAUGAUAAAUUAACAAUUGGUAAAUGGAAAGUGAAGGAACUGAAAAGACGACAGCAAUUACAAAUCUAUGAAAAACAGAAGUUGGAUUAACUCCUCCCGGCCUGAAAUGGUUAAGCUAUGAAUAACGUAAACAAUUAGUAUUGAGUUUUACAUUGGGCAUUAGUCAUAUUGGCAAGCUAGAAAGAGAGAAGUAUUUAUAAGGAAAGGUGGCAGGGUUUAAUAAGAAAGUGAAAUCCUUAUCAGAUUGUGGGAAGUCAAUGAAUAAUAUCUAAAAUUAAAAGAAAAAUUUUUAAAAAUGAUAAAGUAUAUAAUUUGGAAAUUAGGCCAUAAGUAUCUGAAGCAAAAUACUAAAACAAUUGAAAAUUAUUGCCGGGAUCCCUGGGUGGCGCAGCGGUUUGGCGCCUGCCUUUGCCCCAGGGCGCGAUCCUGGAAACCCGGGAUCGAAUCCCACAUCGGGCUCCCUGUGCUUGGAGCCUGCUUCUCCCUCUGCCUGUGUCUCUGCCUCUCUCUCUCUCUCUCUGUGACUAUCAUAAAUAAUAAAUAAAUAAAAAAAAGAAAAAAAAUUAAAAAAAAAAGAAAGAAAAUUAUUGCCUCAAGAAAUAAGCUUAGAGAUAAUGCUAUGUGGGACUGGGUAGAGCAGAGAAGUGCUGGCUUUUAUCAUGAGCUUAUGGUACUAUUUGACUUAAAACUAAAUGCAUAUGUGACUUUAAUUCUUUCUCUCUCUGCAUCUGUAUAUCUAUAUAUCUAUAUCACUGCCUCAUUUAACAGAGUAGAAAAUUUGGAUUCUGGAAGGGUAACUGACUUGCCCAAUGUGCAGAGCUAAUUAGCAUGAGUGACAAAACCAGAGACUGAGCAUUUUGCUCUUUCAAUCCCUAUUCUAGGUAUUUUUCCACAAUGAUGGUCUAAAAGUGGCUACAAGGGGCACCCAGGUGGCUCAGUUGGUUGAGCGCUGGGCUUUUGAUUUUGGCUCAGAUCAUGAUCUCUGGGUUGUGAGAUCCAGCCCCAGGUGGGGCUCCUUGCCCAGCAGGGAGUUUCUCUGACAUUCUCUUCCUCCGUCUUUGCCCAGCUCCAUGCUCACAUGGGCUCUCUCUCUCUUUCACUCUCUCUCUCUCUGUCUCUCAAAGAUUUAGAACUUCUAGCAGAAGCACUUUAUGGUCCACUGAAAACUACUGAAAAUAAUAAACUAACUUGGAUUAUAUGAUUAUUGUAACAUUUAAAAGGGAAAUUUAAAACUAUAAACCUGUAUUUUUUCUGUCAUCUCACCUCUGAAAAUCUUUACACAUCUUAGUUCACCAAUAAAUUGUUAAAAAUUCUAUUUAA